Messenger RNA from Hypomesus transpacificus, 2685 nucleotides. RefSeq names its product zinc finger protein 36, C3H type-like 2 (gene zfp36l2). NCBI's taxonomy places the organism in Eukaryota, Metazoa, Chordata, Actinopteri, Osmeriformes, Osmeridae. Gene Ontology annotation, molecular function: metal ion binding; mRNA binding. The record is from RefSeq and is a predicted model, not a curated record. The transcript is spliced from 2 exons. The coding region runs from base 229 to 1512 and encodes 427 amino acids.
UAUACAUGUGCACAGCGAGUGCUGUUAGUGAAGCACUCUGGUACAGCGCUUCUUGAGGGGAGAAAUCUACCACACAACAAUACAAGCAACUUUCCCCUUGCUUCUUAUCUCACUAACCACCACAGGAAUUGCACAUUACUUUUUCAGAACUUUCAAGCUUUCCAAAACCAGUCGUGGCACAGUCUACUAGAGUUGCCUCGUGCAUUCAAGGAUCCUGGUUGGUCCUCCAUGAGAGAGCUACUGCGACAGAAAACCUACGAAAAGGAGAUGUCUGCAACCAUCUUGUCCGCCUUCUACGACAUCGACAUGCUUUACAAGCAAGAAAAAAGCCUUAAUAUGAACGCAAUUCAUAUCAACAGCAUGCUGGACAAAAAAGCUGUGGGAGCUCCAGUAACAACUAGCUCUAACAGUUGUCCUUUUGCGCCGGGAUUUUUCCGUAGAAACUCGACCAGCAACCUGGAGUUGAUGACCAACAGUAACAAAUACUCAGUCAACUCCUACAGCAAUCUAAAGGAGAAUUUGUCAAGCAGCAACACCGCCACUGCUCUCAUGAACAAGGAAAACAAGUUUCGCGACCGUGCAUACAGCGAGAACGGAGACCGUAGCAUGGACCGCAGCCAGCAGCUGCAAGUUCUUCAGCAGAAGCAGGGUUCUCAAAUCAACUCCACCCGCUACAAGACCGAACUCUGCAGGCCCUUCGAAGAGAACGGAGCUUGCAAAUACGGAGAAAAGUGCCAGUUUGCGCACGGCUACCACGAGCUGAGGAGUUUGUCACGUCACCCCAAGUAUAAAACCGAGCCAUGCCGCACGUUCCACACCAUCGGAUUCUGCCCUUACGGUCCCCGCUGUCAUUUUAUCCACAAUGCUGACGAGCGCAGACCAGCUCCAAGCAACGCCAACAUGCAAGGCGAGCCCAAAUCAGCCCGCGAGCUUUGCGGCUUUGGUCAAAGGGAGGUCGUGCCUCUGCAUGCUGGGUUCAACCAGAGGGAUAGACCAAAGCUCCACCACAGUCUGAGUUUUUCCGGCUUUUCUAGUCACCACGGACUUGAGUCGCCCCUGCUCGAGAGUCCAACUUCGCGCACCCCUCCACCACCCUCCUCCACCUCCUCUUGCUCUCCUAAUUUUUACGAGGACGUUCUGUCACCAAACUCCAUGUCCUGUGUGAACAGUGCAUUCUCUUUCCCCAGUCAGGACCUUAAAGCCUUACUCGCCCCUCUGGCUGUGCACACCCAAAACGGUUAUGCCAACCAGUCCAACGGUGCCUACUACGGAAACAUGUGCCCCUCCUCCCCCCCCACCUACAACAUGAGCCACUUGCAGUCCCUGCGCCGCCUCUCCGAGUCGCCGGUGUUCGACUCUCCCCCUAGCCCACCAGACUCUCUCUCAGACCGAGAUAGCUAUGCUAGCGGCUCGCUCAGCUCCUCUGGGAGUCUCAGCGGUUCCGAGUCUCCAAGUUUGGAUGCUGGCAAACGUUUGCCAAUCUUCAGCAGGCUGUCGAUUUCAGAUGACUAAACAUCCUUUUUGUAAUGUUAUUUUCAAUGGAUGAAAAUAUCCUUGACAUGGCAUUAGUUUUUUUUUCUGUCUGUGUAAUGAUAGAUGCAUAAUAGUAGAUAUCAACAGAAGGCAUUCCAUCGAUGACUUGCCUAAUGAGCUGCAAUGGCAGUGUUUGGUUUGAGGCAAGCCACACUUUCCUGGGAUACAUGUAUAACAAGACUUGACGAGAAGAGACUGUAAGCGGUUUCAGAUUUCCUCCACCCUGCCAAGAAUAUGCCUUGACACAAAGUAACAUUUUUCAAGUUGUGUUCCUUUCUCAAAACUUUUAACUUCCAUUCCAGAACUUUUACUCUGUUUCACAGCGCCACACAGUGGUUUGUUUGGUUAGUGUAGUUUGUUGCUUCGUUAAAAGCACUCUUGAGUUCGGUUUGUUUGGGGAAAUCACUGCUGAUGGUUGAAUAUAUAUUUUUUUAGCUGUUUUGAGUGAUUACAUAGCGGUGCGUAUCUGGCUAUGGACUAUUUAACUUAUUUAUUAUCUUGUGAACUAUAGGCUACAUUGGUAAUUUGUGUCCAUACUGUAUUUAUCAAGUAUGAUGAAGCAAUAGAUCUAUAUUCUUUUAUGUUUAAAUUAUGAUCGCCAUUAUUAAUCUGCAUAAAGUGGAGUGUAUGUUCUUUUCACAGUAAUAUAUAUAUUUUGUUUUGGUCUCCUUUUGUAACUUCACUUGGUUAUUUUUAUUGUAAAUGAGUAAAAAGAUCUUAAUUUAAGAGAACGUAUGUGAUAUUUAUUUCAUUAAUUUUGUUUCCUUGUUUACGUUUUAUUAAAAAAAGUUUGCGUGAUUGCUGUUUGUUCCGAGGUUGCUUGUCAGUGCUGUGGAAGACAUUUUUGAGAAUCCCUAUAUAGAUAUUUCUGUAGAAUGUAUAAACAAUGUGGAUGUGCAAACCGUCCAAACCUGAGCUCGCCUUACAAUUUUUUAUAUAUAGAUUCAGACUUCAGUGACAAAGAACCCAAGUAAAUAAAUUAACCAAAAAGUAUUUUUGUUUUCUGUUUGCAUGAGGUCACACUGUGAUUCCAGCCACGUGCUAAAGAAUGUAGCAAUCCCUUGUGCCCCAGUGUUAUUGUGUAGUGCCUACAGGGGGUCACCAUCUUUACAUGCCUUAAGAUUAACCAAAUAAAGUAUUUUCCUACAUGUA